Ostrea edulis (European flat oyster) is the source of this 4617-nucleotide messenger RNA. RefSeq names its product organic cation transporter protein-like. The coding region runs from base 72 to 1739 and encodes 555 amino acids. Gene Ontology annotation, cellular component: membrane. Gene Ontology annotation, biological process: transmembrane transport. The transcript is spliced from 10 exons. Gene Ontology annotation, molecular function: transmembrane transporter activity. The record is from RefSeq and is a predicted model, not a curated record. Lineage: Eukaryota; Metazoa; Mollusca; Bivalvia; Ostreida; Ostreidae.
GUGUUUACUAAGUAAAUGCGCGCGCCUUACUGACUUCGGAUCACUGCACGGUCGUGUGCGACAGAGGGAAGAUGCAUUUUGAUGAGCUUCUCGGUGUCCUGGGUGAAUUUGGAUUAUAUCAGAAAUAUGUAUUUUUUCUCAUGUGCAUUCCCUCCAUCAUUGCGGCCUUUCAUAUGGUCAAUUCUGUGUUCCUCUUAGGAAUACCAAAACACAGGUGCAAGUUGCCAAAUUAUCCAAACGAUACUUUCCUGAGCCAAGGUCCAGCGCAUGACGAUCUGGUAAAGGCCUACAUCCCGACUGAACUCAACGUGGACGAUGAUGUGGUCUACAAGAAAUGUGCAAUUUUUUCUAUCCCCGUCACGGGAAAUGCGACCACCCCAUCCGAACAAAGUUGUAGUUCUUGGGUUUACGACAAAACAGUGUACGAAAACACGUUCGCGUCUGAGCAAGAUUUGAUCUGUGGAAAACAGAUAUGGGCAACCAAUGCCAAAAUGAUCUUCUUUGCUGGUGUGCUGGUCGGUGCUCUCUGCUUGGGUGCUCUUUCCGACAAAAUAGGAAGAAAGAAAACGCUGAUUCUAUCCAUUUUAUCCCUGCUGGCCUCCAGUUUGGCUGUUUCGUGGGCGGCCAAUUUCUACGUAUUUUGCGUGCUUCGAUUCAUUGUUGGAUUUUCCUGUGCAGGGUUGUUCAUGUCAGCAUUUGUUUUAGGCAUGGAGAUCGUCGGACCAUCCAAGCGUAUGUGGGUUGGAAUUGUGAUCGAGUACUUCUUCGCCUUAGGACUGGUUCUUCUGUGCCUUAUUGGAUAUCUCAUCAGAGAGUGGAAGUACAAUGAAAUAACCCUGUCUGUUCCUUCCGCGAUCCUGUUGAGCUACUGGUGGUUGCUUCCUGAAUCCCCUCGCUGGCUGGUUAACCGAGGACGACUGGAGGAAGCAAAGGUCAUCAUUCGCAGAAUAGCCAAACGAAACAAGGUCCAAGUCACCGAGAAGCAGUUGGAUGCAUUGGAAUGCGACGAAAAGGUUACGGGUCAACUUUGGCACCUGUUUACGUCACGGGUGCUGCUUGUCCGAACACUGAUCAUUUUCUUUAAUUGGUGUGUUGUAAGCAUGGUGUACUAUGGACUCUCUCUGAAUUCUGGGAACCUGGCCGGGGAUUUUUACCUGAAUUUUUUCCUGACUGGUCUUGUAGAAUUCCCGGCUUAUACGCUAUGUUUGGUGUUAUUGGAUCGAGUCGGAAGAAAGAAAUUACAUUGCGCGUGCAUGGUGCUCGGAGGACUAGCUUGUAUUUCCACCAUAUUCACUGUUCUGUACCUCGGCAAAAGUCACCAGAUGUACUCCACAGUUAUCUUGGCGAUGUUGGGUAAGAUUGGAGCGGCCGCAGCGUUCGCCGUUAUAUACGUGUGGUCGGCGGAGCUGUACCCCACCGUGGUCCGUAACGUUGGAAUGGGCGCCAGCUCGUCCUGUGCUCGUGUUGGAGGGAUGUUAUCGCCGUAUAUCGCGGACCUCAAUGGGAUAGUUGGCGGUCAUUUUGGUCAGGCACUUCCGCUGGUUGUGUUUGGAAGUGCGUCCGUGUUAGCAGGAUUGCUUUCUCUCAUUUUACCGGAGACAUUGGGAGCUAAUCUACCAGAGACCAUAGAGGACGGCAAAAACUUUCCUCUUCAAAAGCGAGCCACAAAAUACCAAGAAAAUGGAUCUUCCAAUGCCUACGACAACAGAGUUUUUACAGAAGACUCCACAAAAUUAUAAUCUGGGACAUUUUAGGCUGCUUAUUGCAGAUUUUGUAUUUAUCAACACCUGAUAGAAUGCAUGCUAGAAAUCCAUUUAUAUUUGAAAUCAUUUACAUAAACCCACGCUUAUCUUUAAAUUUUCAUCCUUAGGGUCGUUUCUUUUUUUGUUCACUCCAUUUCUUCCAUGAAUAUUUACUGCCUCCAAAGAGAAUCUUCGUAUCGUUCUUGAUUAGCCUACGUCCAUGUGGUGCUGAAUCCGUGUGUAUUUGAGGAUAAGUACAUGCAUAUAGUUGAAUUUACAAUUAUAUGGAGAUGAAGUGUGUGACAUAUAUUGUCUGCAAUUCCUGUAAAAUUGUCAAACAUCUUUCAUUUUUAUAUCUCAUUAUUAUUAUUUUUAAAAAAGCCAAAUUGGGGCCUAGGGGUGCAAGAAUACUGUUCUCAGUAUGUGCAUCGUGACGAUGAACGACCUUUAAAGGUCUCUAGAUUUUUAGAGGUUUUAACUGUAUCGCAGAAUUUUAUCUUAAUAUUGAUCUUUUUAAAAAUAAACACAAUUAGACCUUUCCAUGCGGGAAUGCACUGCAAUACCCCAAAAGACCACAUUACAAACCAAGUCAUUUCAAAAUUUACUGUAUGUUUCAAAGUCAAAUCCGUACUUCUAAAGUUCAAAUGGAACAAACAGAUAUUUAUCCUAAUAUCCUGAGCUGUGACCUUUAACACGUGUUUGUUUCUUUUUUUGUGGGGUUUUUUUUUUUUUUUUUUUUUUGUGGUUUUUUUUUUUUUUUUUUUUUCAUGCGAGAAAUCUUUAUUUCAUAAUCAUGUAGCUUUCAGGACGAGGAUGAGCAUCAUUUCAACAUGGAAAAAAUAUAGCAGCAACUUGGACAAGAAAUAUUCCUUUUUUCUUCGAGUAACCUUGGCAUUCUUCAAAUGACCUUGACAUUCAGAGGAUCGUUAUAUGACACGCCGAGUUCACAAAAAUGAUUGAGAAAACAUUAUAACUAGGUUUACUGGUCGGUUAACAGAGCUUUAGUUACAGGUGAUGAUAAUAAUCUAUAAUUUACAUUUCUAAAUCAUGGUGUGCGCCAUACCAGGCAAUUCUAAACCAACGAAUCUUUGAUUAACAAGUAUUUAAUAUAUAGUUUGAUGAAUUAAGUUUCACGAUUUGUUAACUAUAGUUAGCAAUUUUAAACUAUGUAUAAUUAACGGAUCUUAAUCAUAUUUUCUGACACUAACCUAUGGUUCACGGCUGUCCAUUAUAGUUUACAAACUGGAAUUAUUGUUACUUUAGAUUAAAGUUGUAUGCAACAGACGAUAAGGCCCAACAUGGUUUAUUUGAAAAAUAGCUUCACUUUAUAGUUAACGACUGUUAACUAUGACAAACGAUUGACAAGUGAUAAUUAUCAUGAAAAAUCGUGAUUAAUUAACAUGUUCAUUCAAUUUGAUAAACCUGGUUUUGCAUUUGAUAAGUAUAGGCAUAGACAUAUGGUAUAAGUUCCAACAUUAAAUACUUUAAAUUUACAUUAAAAAAUUUCUCACAUAAUUUUGAUAAUGCUCUGCAAAUUAUUGCCAAAAUGUUAAUUAUAAUUAACGCUCUAUAAACUUGUAGUUUACGUCUUAUAAACCUAGUUUAACAAAUGUAAAGCCAUGUUUCUCUUACUUUUGUGAAAUUGGCGUAUCAUAUCGUCGUGUUAUUUAAGGUUAAUCGAUCCUUAUGUGAUGUCAUAGGUUUUGCAAAAAUCCUUAUCAAAUUAAACUUUGCGCAUGAUAGAAAUAUAUCUUCAGAGGAAUUUUAUUUACUGCAUAAAAUAAAAAAUUUGGUAAACUAUUGAUAUUGAAAAAGUGUAUAUUUUCAAUAGAUAAUCGAUUCUUUAUAAUUAAAAAAAAAUGUUGUCAAGGGCAAUAACUCCUAUGCUGGUAUUUCUUCUACAGCAUGUCUAUUAUGCAUGAUUUCCCUAAUAUCCACAAUUAAUUCAUACAUAUUUAUGAAUUAAGUUUUUUUUUAAACUGUUGACAUUUAAAAUUUGUCAAUUCAAAAUUUUUUUAUCUAUUUUAAUUAUUCUGUACAACGAAAAUUGUGAUUUUCUGAUGUUAAUUUUUACUUCCAUUUUUUUUUUUAAUGUCUGACAUCUUUAAAAAUGUGGCAAAAUACACAUUUUCUUUGGUUAUUGUUUAAAUUUAACUAUAUUGAAUGGAAAUUAAUACAGUUUUUGCACUUUUAACCAUUCUUAUUGAUAAGUCACAUGAGGAUCGAUCCACCUUCAGAAAUCUCAUAUACAAAAAUAAAUUUUUAAAACUAUCAUAAUGAUACAUUCUACUUUCAUUUAUGUCAGAUUCCCCUGACGUUAAUUACAACUGUAGCACAUUCACGGAGAAAUGACUUUCAUUACAUGUACCAAUUGUAAAGAUAUCAAAGGCAAAAACAUUGGACAUAUAAAUAUUUAAGAAUUUGAAAUUAUAUGAGAAUAUACAAGUAUACCUCGAGCCUUUUCACACCACCAUAUUGAAUGGAGCACGUAGGGUAUCAUCAUAUAAUAAAUGCUAUUUACAUUUCAAUGAUAAACCCGUGCUGCACUCUUUAGGUCCAGUGUAUUCAUACGCAUUGAUUGGCCUAUUUCAAAGGUCGUAAGUUUAUGAGAAAUUAACUUUCAGUUUCAGUUAGUAAGAACGUUAAGGAAAAACGGAGUGAAUGUAAUUAAAAUAAUUUCUGUGUAAUGUAUGAAUGCCACAUCUUUAUCUGCUGCAAAAAAUAUGACUGUACAAGAACUUCAGUGAACGCGUUUUCCUCUAGUGACCUUAGAAUUGUUCAUAUGACCUCAGCAUCAUAGGAUACGUAUUAAUGCAUUUGUUUAUUUCUGUCUACCCUUUGUGAUUAUUUUAGCAAAUAAAAAGUGUAAUUUUCA